AAGGGAAAGGAGGAAGGAAAGGAGGAAGGAAGGAGGAGAAGUAAAAGAUAAAUAACGGGGAGACUAUGAGCCCGACGAGAGGAGGAGUCAUCGUCUGAAGCCUUCAGACUGACUGACGGAGAUAGGAGAAGAUGGAGACAUGUUGAGUGGUGAGCUCCAGAUGUGAUGGGAGGACAGAGGUGGACAGCAGCUGGACAUGAGAUGAACACGUGAAUAAAGAAUCCUUUGAGGGAAAGAAGAAGGGGAGAAGAUGAAGCUGAACGAGCGCAGCGUUGCGCACUACGCCACCUGUGACUCCCCACCAGACAAGACAGGCUUCCUGUUCAAAAAGGGCGAGCGCAACACGGCUUAUCACCGGCGCUGGUGUAUCCUGAAAGGGAACAUGCUCUUCUACUUUGAGGAGCGUGACAGCCGAGAGCCCAUUGGCGUCAUCGUCCUGGAGGGAUGCACCGUGGAGCUGUGCGAGUCGGCGGAGGAGUUCGCCUUCGCCAUCAAGUUCGACUGUGCCAAAGCUCGCGUGUACAAGAUGGCUUCUGACAGCCAGGUGGCUAUGGAGUCGUGGGUGAAAGCGUUGUCCAGGGCCAGCUUCGACUACAUGAGGCUGGUGGUGAAGGAGCUGGAGAGGCAGCUAGAGGAGAUCCAGGAGGCUGCAGGAGGCAGCUGUGUCGGGGGUGCAGUUGGAGGCUUGCAGGGCAGGUCGAAGCUGUCCAGGCGAAGCCAUGUUUCGCGGUCUAAGUCAGGAGCAUCCUCUUCUUCAUCGUCUUCAUCCUCUUUAUCGUCGUCAUCAAGUGCUCCUCUCAUGUCAGUCCCCUUCUCCGCUCAAAGGAGCAGCCUGGAUGAGGUGCAGCUCGUCGCUGGCUGCUCCAAAGAGAACGGGGUUGCAUGGAGUAAACCACCCGUUGCCUUGGCUAAUGGCUUCGUUGAGGGAGGGUCUUCCAGUGCGGCCUGGGAAGCCUGUGCAGAGUCUGGGAGUAGCACUGUGAUCGGCUAUGGGGCCGAGGGGGUGAGGGCUCCACCAGUGCCACCGAGGAGAAGAGGAGCGUCUCUGGAAAGCCCCGUCUCCCCCGGCACCGUCUGCUUCUCCAAACUCCAUGACUGGUACGGCAAAGAGGUGGAGGACUUGAGAAUGCAGUGGCUGCAGAGCCAGUAAUGAUGAUGAAUGAAAUGGGUCAUUUAUUUUUCCACAUUAGAUCAUUCCUUACUGAACAUCCUGAAAUGUUACACCCUUCUGGACCCAGCAGAAAGGCGAGAAAGCUUGGACCUAAUUCCAGAAUGCAGUCUUAACUCCAAUCAAAAAAUACAAAUGCAAAAAUCGCAGAUUGAUCUAAAUCUUGUCUGGCACAGGUGAAUCAGUCAGUCUUAAAGAAUAACACUAUCCACUUUAUAAAUAUCUUUAUCCACUCCAAGAAAAAUUGAAAUUCCAAAUAGUUUUUUUCUUUUUUGCUCGUGUUGUUUGCCAAGGACAACAUAACUUUUUCAAGAGUUGGGCCAUGUAAUGGAUAAAACUGAUUCAGAAUUUUUCUGCCCAUCGAGCUUCUAAAUGUACUUUUACGAUUGUUGUCGAGUCUGUUUUCUUUAAAGCGGUAGGACAAAGAUCAAGAAUAAUGUCUUAAGUUACACUAACAAACUAUUAUGCCAAGCACCUGAAAAAUACCCCAAAAAACCACAUGUAGCUGCUAAAAUCAACAAGGUUAUGUAUUUUUCUAAUGGAAGGGAAAAAGCUUAUACGCUAAUGAAACUAAAAAGGUCACUUAAAUUACGAUCAAAUGACAAAACGAAUCAAAGUGGUUCUUAAUGCUAUAGUGAUAUAUCAACCACUGGGCAUUGAAGAUCAGGUCCCUGGUGAUGUCCAAGUUAUUUACUGUGGAUGUUGAAACCGUGAACAUCUUGAAGUGCUUGAAUCAGGAAAUAAGAAGAUAAAAUUUAAAGAAGGUCCAGGUAAAUGUUUGAGCAGUUUGUUUUACCUUCUAAAUUAUCCAUUGGCAUCUCAAUUCAUGAUUUCAGGUUUCCUGCAACUUUAAAACAACAUCAAACCAAGAUCUUCUUAGCAGAGAAAUGAGGCAGCUCUCAGGAUAAGAAGUGUUGUUAGUGGGAAAAACGAGUCCAGCUUCUCCUCCGUACUCCCACUGGGGCAGCUCUCGCCUCAGAGACCUUUUAAUGUCAGAGCAUCUUCUCGACAGUCACCCGGGACCGAGGUGGGAGCGGGAUGUCUCGCUCAGAGCUGCACACCCUGGUAUUUUUAGCCCCUGUUAGCCAGCGGCCAGAUGAUGUUGUGUCAUGAGAGCACUUGUCACUGAGUUCUAUUGACUGUUGUAUUUCUUAAAAGCAGAUUGUUUAUCCUUGACCUUGGCCGACGUUACACUUGCUACAAUUCUCUAAUAAUGACAUGUCUUACAAUCAAAACUUAAUUUUAUGUGUUUGUUUUUCACAACUUGUUGAUCUGAAUGACUGAGGCCUUGACUGUAUGUGAAUAUCUGACCUCUUUUGUGUUGAAAUAUCUACUAUUCCAUGUUGGAAAAUUAACACCAGCAGUUUGCAAAAUGGGCCUUUUUAAAAUGAUUCCUCAUACCGCAUUUUAUAUCAAUCACUUAGCAUUUUACAUUUUCUUUUAUACGUGCCUUAUGUUAUCUUUAUACCUCUGUUACUACACUUGUAAGCAUUUCCAUAGAACCACAGUGGUGGGAGGGUUUGAAUAUUCUUUUCAAUUGUUAUUCUGCUCCUGUGCCGACAGCGACUCAUCUCGGUGCAAUCACGUUUUUUGACAAUGGCUCAGUUGCUUCAGUCGGCAUCAAUGCACAGUGCUUGUGCACAAACGACAAUUGUGGGAAGGAACGGUACAGUGUGGGUUGUGUGUUUUAAUGAAGCAAUAUCAAAAGUGUAUUAUCCAAAAUAAUAUUGUUGCAUUACUGCCAAUUGUAUGAACUCCAGAAAUAUGUUACUGUAAUCACAAAUGCCAACAGUCAGUUUUACAAUAAUAUUAAAGGGAAUUUAAGAACACUUCCAAUUAAACACAUAAAUGAUAAAAGUAUGUGUCUUUUAUCAUUUGCGUCAAAUGAGUGCCAAAUGAGGAAAGCAACCUAAAUGCAAAAUGAUAAUAUUUUCCCUCAACCUUUUGAUUUUAGUAUACAUUUUCUGUAUUCUAGCACACAAUACAAGUAUUAUGUUAAAAAAAUCAAUAAUAUUUAACUCAUUGUUUUGAUAUGUUACCCUGAAAAGAUGUUUGUCAAUGAAGCAUUUGCUGUUAGCCAAUUAAUAAACUGUGUGAAUAUG
Molecule: messenger RNA, 3270 nt
Organism: Limanda limanda (common dab)
Lineage: Eukaryota; Metazoa; Chordata; Actinopteri; Pleuronectiformes; Pleuronectidae
Gene: pheta1
Product: PH domain containing endocytic trafficking adaptor 1
Exons: 3
Coding region: 251-1150 (299 amino acids)
Biological process (GO): receptor recycling; retrograde transport, endosome to Golgi; endosome organization
Cellular component (GO): early endosome; recycling endosome; trans-Golgi network
Source: RefSeq, a predicted model, not a curated record